AUGGAGGCUGAGAGAGAUGCGGCUGGUGCAGCAAGACCUACAGGGUCACAAGAGAGUCGGGACCUUGCUGAGUUCCAGAAAUGCCAUCCUCCACAAUUCACGGGAGAUGCAGGUCCAGAGGCAGCUGACCGCUGGAUGUGUGAGUUGGAGAAGAUCUUUGCUGUUCUGGGAUGUUCUCCAGAGAAGCGACUGACAUAUGCUGUAUAUAUGCUUGUGGGAGAGGCUAAACAUUGGUGGAGAGACACCUAUCAGAUGCUUGCUGCUAGAGGAGUCACAGUUGAUUGGGAGUGUUUUAGGACAGUGUUCAUGGAGAAGUACUUCCCUGAGAGCGUGAGGCACGCUAAGGAGGCCGAGUUUAUGAGAUUACACCAGGGAGGGAUGAUAGUUUCCGAGUAUGCGAUAAAAUUCGAGCACUUGGCUCGUUUUUAUUCGCAGGGUAUAGCUGAGGCCUGGAAGUGCAGAAAUUUUGCUGAUGGGUUGAGAUAUGAGCUGAAGAGGGUGGUGGUGCCUAUGGCCAUCACUGAGUUCCCGGCCUUAGUAGAGAAGGCAAAAGUUGUAGAACAGUUGGAGAGUGGUAACCGUGUCGCGAGGAUUGCUGGGGGACCAUCUAGGUCCAAGAGGGGCGAGAGUCAGAGGAAGUCGUAUGAUAGGCCCCAAUCACAGCAAGGGGGUCCUGUCAGUAGGCAAUCUUCCAGUAUUGCUAGUGGAGGUAGACAGAGUGGAGGUGCCACUCUUAGAUAUUUCAGGUAUGCUGGGCCUCACUUUGUCAGGGACUGUCCGUACACGGAAAGUCGUUGCUUCAGAUGUCAUCAGAUGGGCCAUGAGUCAGCCAACUGCCCUGCUAGAAGCAUACCAGAUAGGAGUACUCAGAGGAGUGAUGUGCAGAGGGUUGAUACUCAGAGGAGUAGCGCGCAGAGAGCUGAUACUCAGAGGGGUGACAGACCCAUUACUGCUGGUAGGGUAUUUGCCUUGACAGAUUGUGCCAAUAGGAGGUUGAUUUUCCCUCAGGAGGAGAAUGAGUUGUUGAUCUCAACUGGCCAGGUUGAGUCUUUGCUGAGAGAUGGAGCAAAGUGUUGUCUUCUGCUUGCUGUUAUGAGUGUGGAGACCAAGAGGGUCUUAGCUGAUAUUAAGGUGGUAAGAGACUUUGCUGAGGUAUUUCCUGAUGAGGUGCCAGGGUUGCCUCCUGUUAGGGAACUGGAGUUCAACAUUGACUUGGUUCCAGGACCCGGGAAGAACACGGUGAGCACUUGA
Cajanus cajan (pigeon pea) is the source of this 1251-nucleotide messenger RNA. The record is from RefSeq and is a predicted model, not a curated record. NCBI's taxonomy places the organism in Eukaryota, Viridiplantae, Streptophyta, Magnoliopsida, Fabales, Fabaceae.